GAAGACAGGGCGGCAGAAAGCCCAUCAUGUGAUUAGACUGGAAAGAGCCAUGUGUGAAGCAGGUUCAAUAAUCAACCAGUGUAGCAGUUGUUUUAUUGAUUCUGAACAGGCAAAUGCUGUAAGCUUUGGGAUUUAUUAAUAUGUCAACUGGUUUCUUACUCAGGAAUUUUACUCAAGUCUAUUUCUGUCUGACAGGUUAUUACGAGGUGCUGAAUUUUGGCGACUGCCAUGUAAAUUGUUCCUAUCAAGAGAAUUUCACAAUGACAAACCACAGCAGCAGCCAGGUAGUGAGGUUUGAGUGGCCUCCUGUUGGAUCCCAUGUCUCCUUUUCACCACAGGUUGGGCACCUUCAUGCCGGUUGUUCCAAGGAAGUGACUGUGACCUUUGCCUCCAAUCAGCCAGUGACUCUUACCAGCCAGCCGAUCAGAUGCAAACUUAGUCAGGUGAAUUUCCAGCAGCCACUCGAGCAGGUGGCCGACUGGGACGACCGGAGGAGGACAUUGCAGUGGCAGAGUUCUCCCAAACAGGCCUCAGGAGCACCACAGCAGCACAAGAAGAAGAAGGUGAUGAAGACGGAUCCUGAACCCUGCUGCUCUGUUGACUAUGUGAAGUUCAGCUGCAGCAACGACACCAUCCACUUCAAAGACAGCAUGCUUUACCAAACCAGGCUCCACCAGUAAGUCUACCACCCUGCAUAGGCUUUUUCAUGAAAGGAAUCAGGGCAACGAGGUAGACCUCAUGUUUGUUUCUGUGUGUGUGUGUGUGUGUGUGUGUGUGGAGGGGGUAUGCCUAGACGACAUAUUUUGUGCAAAUGUGUAAAAUGUGUGUUUCCUGUUCUAAUUGCAACAGUAACUGGAUUCUGUUAAGUGUGUUUUUCUAAUGUAAUUUUCUCACUCAUGUUAAAAUAAAAAUAUAACUGCAGAAUUUUUUGGUGGGGGGCUCAAAGGGGGUCUCGCCAUGGGUGCCAUUCAAUGCAGAACCGCCCCUGCACACAAUCACACAAGCAACAUGCAACACCACUAAUACAACUGAUGUUCCUUUCCACAAUAUAUGUUCAUACUAAUUCUCCCCUCUGAUUUCACUGUCUUUAUUGUUUAUCGUUGGAGAUUGUGCUCCCCCCUCCUGUAGUCCAGACAUUGGUCGUGGUGGUGAAGAAGGGAGUUGAUGAAAAUGAAAACGAAGGAUGAUGCAUGAUAGCUGGCUGGAAGUGCCUUGGGGGGAGGAGGUUCGCGUCCGGUUUUGCGCUGAAAUGACACCUGACAGCAACAACGGAGAGAAGCCCUUUAAAGGUUUGACAGCAACAAUAUGAUUGGUUUAGAGACACAGCACCGCCUCUGGUUGGUUAUCUACACCUAGAUGCUGGAAAUCUCAGCUGAUAGUAUAAUGCCAUGAAUUACGCAUGGCAUAAAGGGAGUCUUCCUUCCUUGAACUACCGCUUAAGCUCCAUAACCAGAAAGCGUCAUAUUCCAUGUCUCCAUCAAGGCAAAUUGGUGCAUCCAAAUGUUAUUUGAAAUGCGUAAAUUAUGUAAAUUCUUUCUAAUCAUCCAAAAUAACGAUACGUGCAAUGCCAUGAGUGGGGAACGCGCUGUGCAUUGAGUGGAACGAAUUUGACAGUCACUCACUGGCACAUUUUUUUUCCCCAGUCCGUCCCUGGUGCACAUCCUACUAUGAUGAAGUUAAAAUGUGUAACACGCACCGCGCAAGGGCAUGUAACGGG
Messenger RNA from Pungitius pungitius (ninespine stickleback), 1717 nucleotides. RefSeq names its product hydrocephalus-inducing protein-like. The record is from RefSeq and is a predicted model, not a curated record. Lineage: Eukaryota; Metazoa; Chordata; Actinopteri; Perciformes; Gasterosteidae. Bases 141 to 680 code for a protein of 179 amino acids. Gene Ontology annotation, biological process: cilium movement; axonemal central apparatus assembly. The transcript has 3 exons. Gene Ontology annotation, cellular component: axoneme.